Messenger RNA from Chironomus riparius, 5291 nucleotides. The record is from the annotation of a GenBank genome assembly. NCBI's taxonomy places the organism in Eukaryota, Metazoa, Arthropoda, Insecta, Diptera, Chironomidae.
CAAUCUUUGAUACUACUUGUCUAGUUAUGAAUAUUAAAAUGUUAAGUUUAAUAUAAUGAUUAAUUAGCUUUUCUAUUAUUAUCGCUUUUGUGCAUAGCAUUGUGUAACUUUUUCUCUCAUUUAAUUCACAAAAAAAGUCAAAAAAUAUAAAUAAAUUAAAAAAAGCUGAGGAUUAAGAAGAAACAAUUAGGCAGGAAAUUAAAUAGUAAGGCAUUUUAAGAAGUAGCAGAUACACAGAGUAUAAAGUAAAAUCAAUCGUCGAUCUUUACUAUUUUAAGUGAACUAGAUUUGUUGUGAGUAGCGAUAGUUAGUACAACAAAUAACAAAAAGGUGUUUGAAGGAAAAAUUAAAUAAAAUCAAGGGUCAUGUGCAAUAAUUAAUUCAAUCUUGUGUGGAAAAAAAAACAUUACAUACAUAGACAUCUAAUACAUAGUGCUGUUACAAACAUCUUUCGGUGAAAAAAAAAAUAAACUUAAAAACAAUGCUGAACUAAUUGUUUAAAAAAAGUGAUUCAAGUAGCAUUUAUUACAUUCGGCACUGCUAGCAGAAAUAAUUGUUAUUAAAUUUAAGCUUCUUCAUCAAGCCUAAAAAAGUUAAUGGACAUAAAACAUAGCUCUAAGUAAAAUAUCUACCUAGGAGCUUUUUAAUACAAAAGAACAGAAAUAUUGUAUCAACAGGUUGUUCGCAAAUAAACUUAAAAUGGCUACGACAGCUUGUACACGAUUCUCAGAUAACUAUGAGAUUAAGGAAGAAUUAGGAAAAGGUGCAUUUUCAAUUGUAAAACGAUGUGUUCAAAAAUCAACAGGACUUGAAUUUGCGGCUAAAAUUAUCAAUACAAAAAAAUUGACAUCUAGAGAUUUUCAAAAACUUGAACGUGAGGCGAGAAUCUGUCGGAAAUUGCAGCAUCCUAAUAUAGUGCGGCUGCAUGACAGUAUCCAAGAAGAAAAUUUCCAUUAUCUUGUAUUCGAUCUCGUUACGGGAGGCGAAUUAUUUGAGGAUAUUGUCGCACGUGAAUUUUAUUCAGAAGCUGAUGCAUCACAUUGUAUACAACAGAUUCUCGAAUCGGUAAAUCAUUGUCAUCAAAAUGGGGUAGUUCAUAGAGAUUUAAAGCCUGAAAAUCUCUUACUAGCAAGUAAGGCCAAAGGAGCUGCUGUCAAACUGGCGGAUUUCGGUUUGGCAAUCGAAGUUCAAGGAGAUCAACAAGCUUGGUUUGGAUUCGCUGGAACACCUGGAUAUUUGUCCCCUGAAGUAUUAAAGAAAGAACCAUAUGGAAAGGCUGUUGAUAUUUGGGCUUGUGGAGUAAUUUUGUACAUUCUUCUUGUCGGGUAUCCACCAUUUUGGGACGAAGAUCAACAUCGCUUGUAUGCACAAAUUAAGGCUGGUACUUACGAUUAUCCAUCACCCGAAUGGGAUACAGUUACACCAGAAGCCAAGAAUUUGAUAAAUCAAAUGCUGACUGUUAAUCCAUAUAAGAGGAUUACAUCUGCAGACGCUUUGAAACAUCCUUGGAUUUGUCAACGUGAGCGUGUUGCAUCUGCUGUCCAUAGACAAGAGACUGUCGACUGCUUGAAGAAAUUCAAUGCUCGACGUAAGCUUAAGGGCGCCAUCCUUACGACAAUGUUGGCAACUAGAAAUUUUUCAAGUAAAAGUAUGAUAACAAAGAAAAGUGAUGGCUCACAAGUUAAGGAGAAAGAAUCAACAGAUUCAAGCACGACUUUGGAAGAUGAGGAUUUAAAGGAUGAGAAGAAAGGAGGAGUGGAUCGCAGCUCAACGGUCAUAGCUAAAGAUCCAGAAGAUAGACCGCCAACUUCAGCAGCAGCUGGCUUAAUAGGAAGCUCCUUAACUGCAAUUGCAGCUACUGGAUUUGCUGGCAUGGAAAGUUUAAUGAGUGCUAAUAAUCUCAAUCAGAAUCAAGAUAAUUCACGAAGAUCAAGCACACCAAGUGCCUCAAGUUCGACACCAACGACAAGUAGCGGAGGGGGCUUUAGUAGCAUCUUUAAUCUCAAAUCUGUAAUUAGUGCUGCAACUAAAACAGCACAUCAUCAACAACCACAGCAACAGCAUUCUCCAAAUCAAACAUCUUCGAAUACAAACUUUCAUAUGCCUCAACCUAUCACAACUAUAGCAGAUCAAUCAACAUUAAUGGAAUCUCAUGCCAAUCCUACAAACAUAUCACAAAAGCCCGUCCAAGCUCGUCGUCAGGAAAUAAUUAAAAUGACUGAACAAUUGAUCGAGGCCAUCAAUAAUGGUGAUUUUGAUGCAUACACAAAAAUUUGUGAUCCUCACUUGACUGCAUUUGAACCUGAAUCGCUUGGUAAUCUCGUCGAAGGAAUGGAUUUCCAUAAAUUUUAUUUUGAGAAUGUGCUCGGAAAAAAUUGUAAAGCUAUCAAUACCACCAUUCUUAAUCCACACGUUCAUCUUUUAGGCGAUGAAACAGCAUGUAUUGCAUAUGUUCGACUAACUCAAUAUAUUGAUAAACAAGGCCAUGCUCAUACACAUCAAUCAGAAGAGACGAGAGUUUGGCAUAAACGUGAUGGAAAAUGGCAAAAUGUCCACAUUCAUCGUAGUUAUACAGGCAAUUUAAGUGGAGCAACACCAUUUGAUUUUGGCCAUAGUAGCAAAUGAGUUUCUAGUAUGAUCAUGUAGUUUGGGAUUUUGUAGAAUGAUUGAACGUUUUUAUUCUUGUUUCUUUCUUCGAAUUAUCAUUUUAUUUCUGUGGAAAGGAAGGAUGUACACAAAUUACCACCCACCAAUUUAUAAACGAAAAAAAAAGUUAAAGAAUAACUAGAAAUUAAGAUGAUAUUCGAUUUGAUCAUAAGCACAUUUUCAUUUCUAAUUUCGUUUAUUGAUGUAAAAUUAUAUCAUUUGAAAAUGUAAAAUCGUGAAAAAAAUUAGCUAGAGAUGGAUAGUACGAAAAUCGAAGUUUGAAUUUCAUUACUUUUUAAAUUAAAUGUUUAACAAAAGAAAAAAAACGAAAAUGACAUAAUUUUUAUUUCCGUUGUCAUCUCUUUCAUUCUAUUCCGUUGUCUAAAUUCAUUCAAUAAUUCAUCGAAGUUCACAAAAUAACUUUAUAUGGAAAACAAUCAAAUUCUUGCAAUGUAAUCUUUUUAAAUGUAAUUUUUGAAUGUUAAGUUUUCCAAAAGAAUGAAUUCUAGUGAUAACUUAAGACCACAUUGUCUACAAUUUUUAUACGAUGGAGAUCCUUAGAUCAUUUUUAAAUACUAAAAACUGAUGAUCUUUUAAUUUAACGUUUUAAAAAGGAAUUAUUGAUGGUCUUACUUUCAAUCACUAAUAAAUUCAAAAUGUUUCUAGAAGAAAGAUUUACUUAAAUAAAUUUAACAAAAUUGAUAUAGGUAAAGUGAUAGGAACUCUAGUUGUAACCUAAUUCCGUAGAUGUCAGUUAAUGCCAGUUAAAAGUUUAUCCUCAUGACCAAGCUUUCUAUAUCAAUCUUGUUGAAUUCUGUAUGCAUCUCCAAAUUGUUAACAUUAUUUGAUAGUUUUUCUAUGUCUUUCACUUCAUUUUCUAGAACUUAUAUAUUAGUUGAAUGAAUAAUUUAUAACUACUUAAUAGUUAUCACUAAGUUUAAAAGCAAAGAUACUAAAAAAAUUAAUUUAUUGAAAAGUUAAUGUUGAAAAUGUUCUAGACUUUUUGUAUUGUUUUACUUACUACCUAUCGUUCUCUCUAUUUUAUACAUUUAAAAAAAUAUUAAUAUGAAUAACAGACAUUUUUGUAUGAUAGAUGUUGAAGGCAUUUUUCUGAAUUCUGAAUUUUUGAAGAAAAAAACUAAUUGAUCAUAUUAUAAUGAAUAUUUCUAUAUAUUUGACGAGUAAUUAACAUUUGAGAUAUGGAAAAGAAACUUGUUUAAAUUGUAAAGUCAAAAACAUUAAUUCAUAAGAUAAAAGAAAUCUAAUCAAAUAUCAAAGCAUAUUUUAUAGGAGUUAAGGGUAAAAAGAACGUCAUGGAAAUGGCAAGUCAUAUUAUAUUUACAAACAUGCAUUGAUUGAAAUAAAUAUUUCAACACUCCCCUUAAAUGUAAUGGGCUAAACUAUAAAAUUCAUGAGUGAUUUUCACGAAAGAAUGAGAUUUAAAGAAAUAAUGGAAACAAUUCUCCACAUACAGUUUAGGAUAUAAAUAUAUAAUAUUAAAAGAGUAUAAAAUUGAUCAUCUCAAAUUCUUUUACAACAAUAACCUCUAAACACUCUCUAUUUUUUAAUAACUUAAUUAUUUUAUUUAUUAUUUUCUGUUUUAAUGAGCCAGCUUCCUUGGAGAAAAAAAAUAUUUUGCAGUAGGUGUUCGUAGAAAUGCAACAAUACUACUAUAGGUUUAUACUAUGUUAUUAUCUCUUUGUUUUUGAUGUUAUUUAAUCCAAUCAAAUUUAUUUUCCAAAUGAGAUCGUUCACAAAUAAUAUCUAUCAUCUAAAGAUGCUGCUUGAAAUUUCAUGUUGGACUUCAUUAGUUCCGAUCCCAAACAAUGAAACAUUAGCUAAUAAUAAAAAGUGUUAAUUUAGGUGAAAGGUUCAUUUGUUUUAUGAUUCUCAAAGAUUAUUAUUUAUCAAUAAGAGACUGUCACGAUUACAGAUUCAUGAACAAUUUUGAUGAAGGGAUAACUUAAAAGAAAAAUUUUGUAAUUAGGACAGUAAAAUAUUUCUCCUUCUUUUUGAGAUAAUAUUAUGUCCCCAUUUCGCUAUCUCUGUAAUACUUAAAGAAGAAAGAUAAAUAGAAAAGAAAAAUAAAGAAACCAAAAUAUGUGGACAAAUUUAUACAAUUAUAUGAAUUGAGACAAAGGUUUAAUCAUAAUAAAUGUGUUUUCAUUUUUUAUAAUACAAACAUUCAUCAUUACAUUUAUCAUAACGUGAAGAAAUAAAGAACAAUUUAAAUUGUAAACAUAUUAAGGGGCUUGAAGAAAAGAAUAUUAUGAAAAAAAUAGUGGCACAUUGUGCUAUAAAAUAGUUGGAAAUAUGAUUCUUUAAAGUAUAGAACACUUAAAAGUGAAAUUAAACAAAAAUAAAACAUAACUCAUAAAGAGCUUCAAAUAUAACUACCUACAUCUUCUAUUUUAAUGAGAACAAAAAUGAAAUGAAAUAAAAACUAUUAAAAUAUGAUUGUCUCAAUUUUUACACAAAAUAAAAUUUUUGUUAUAGCGAAAAAAAUUGAAUUUUCAUUAAAGUUACCAAAAAUCAGUUGCAAUGUGUUAAAAUAAAUAUUUAAAAAAAAUUGUCAUUUUUUUAUUAUUGUUUCCACUUAAACAAUGAAUUUCUGUAAAAAAAAGAACAAAAUAUAUUAUGAUGAG